ACCCGGAUGUUAAAUAACUUUACAAAAUGGACGCCUCCGCAACUCGGUUCGGAACUGCGAAACGCAGUAAAAUAGAACGAAACUGACCCGCAUUUGUCCGGCAGAUUUUGUUCUGCCCUUCAGAAUAUCAAGAAAGAUAUUCUAAAAUCAAUUUAAUUUAUAAACAGCUUCAACGACAACUGUUUCAUUUCGUGUAAACAGUAAUUUAUGCAGAAGAAACUGGUUGGUCUAGAUUGAAUGAAGGAGUUUUUGUCGGCCGUCAGCACGAUUCAUAACAAGCCAGGCGAGCCAACACGGCCCGGCUGAGGUGAAGCGGAGUGACCUCUCUCUUGCGAUAUCAGCACCCAAUUAUUAGAUCCCAGUUUAGUGCAAAUAUCUAUCGAAAAAAAUGGAUGUUACAAGACCUGGGAAUGCUACAGUCGCUGAGAGGUUCAGGAUGACCCAGACCCCUAUGUUGAGCUGCAGUCAAACAAGGGGCCUUCCCGGGCUGCCUCCUCUCCCAGCAGAAGGUGUGGAUCAACCUUCAGAUCUUUACCAGAUUGUACUAAAGCACAGUGAGCAUCCUCCAAUAAUGCAAGGAAACUCGUGGACGUUGGCAGCACCCUUUAAAGAACAAAAGUUUCAUCGCACCCCCAGUGAGUCUAUUGCAAACAACUACACACCAAGUGCCAGCCAUCUAAAGAUCAAGAGCUUACCCAGACCCAACCUACCGAGGGCAACCACUCAGGCCCAUAUGACCAGGAAGAGGAGCCAUUCUCCACCACUAGCGAAAUCACCCCGGAAUGGCACCAUGCCUGACAUGUCUCCCAGGUCUAAGACCUUUGCUGGAAGAAAGCCAAAGCAAAAUGGGCAUCAGAAUGGCCAUGCCAACGGACAUGCUAAUGGUCAUCAGUUACCUCUCAGUCGACCUAUGACCCCUGAAGAACAGAUGAAUGUCAUUCGUGGGGUGGAGCAUGAUGCUGAGAAGGUGUUGGGUGAACCGUCUGAAAGGGAUUUAGAGAGGUACUAUUACUACAUCAUCAAAGGAAUCAAAGAGAACAUGGUGGCUGCUCCCCCUGCCGACAUGAUGGACAAUGUAUGCAUGCACAUUCCUGGUCAUCUAUUAGAGAAGCAGCAUCUGGGCAGGCUGAGGGAAGGCAUUCAGGAGGAGAUCAUCAAAGACUAUGAUUUCAGUUCGAGGAAAGCUAUCAUCGAUUACAUCCUUGAUGACCCAGAGGAGAAGACACGUCUACACAUUUCCUGGAUACCACGCCCGUUCCCUCACCGUGUCAUCAGAGCUCCGGUGCCUUGGCAUCAACCUUACCUCACACACAAAGAGAUCAACAAUCAACAUCUCUUCAUCACAAAUUCCAUCAUGUUAGAGCUGCAGAACCUGUGGUAUGAUAGCUUUUGUGGAGCCAGGUUUGUUCGUCUGAACGAUCUCAUGAACACAGAGCUCCCUCUCUUGCCCGGAGAGUUUGAAUCAUUGAUCAAGCAACACUGCAUAGAUGCUCGAAAGGUUCUGCAGAACUCGUGGAUACCUACUUGCGCUGAGAUGUUCAUGAACAAGAGGGAUCUCUGGGCCCACCUUGUGCCAUCCACUGAUACCGACUCCACUCAAAGAGUACAGGAGUUCUUUGCCUGCGUGGCUGCUGUCAUGUCUAUCCAGCUCAGGUCCAUGGUUAUUAACUCUCUCAAUGACUUCCUGGAGUUCUUCAAUGUUCACAAGGCUGGCAAUGACUUUGAGGAUGAAUACAAGGAGCUUCAAUACGUGAUGCCCCAGAUCAUGAUCAUCAAGCUUAGAGUAGAAGAACCAAGGAUUGUCUUUGAUCCUCCCUUUGUGGAAUGCCGUAACAUCAUUCUCCGAUGCUUCUCAGAGAUCAUCACAUCUGCAGAAGGUCUACAGAGGGUGGAGUGUGCCAUAUUCCCUCAGAUGGCCAACCAGAAACUCCUGCUUCGAUCUAUCAAGCUUGAAGAACAACUGGUCACAGACUACAUUGACAAAGCUAUGGAGAUCUUCAAGCACAAUACAGUUGGUCCCACAAGGUACCUGAACCAAUACAAGAAGUACCAUGACCUUCUGAAUCAGAAAGCCGAUGCGGAUGUGACAGCAUUCCUCAAGGAAACACACUCCUUGCAAGGUUUCAUCAAGAAGAUCGGAAGCUACCAGCAGCUGAAGGAGGAAAUCUCGUCCCUGAGAAUAACUGUCCCCCUCAGCAUGUUCUGUCUGGACUGCAAGAUGCUCAACAAGGACCUGUGUGACAGGGCGCAGAAACUCAAGGAACGUCUCAUUACCUUUGAGGUGGACGAGAACAGGACCUUGAACAAAGGAAUCUGCCGGCGGUAUGAUGAGAUUGCCGAGAGACUUGGUGAGACACCCACCGCAACAGCUGAGAUCGUAGCACUUGCUGAAUUCUUGAAGACCUCCUCAGAGGUCACCGUCUUCAAGCUCAAGGAUGAGGUGGAUGAGGCUGCCAACAGACUCAUGUUCCUUCUAGACUAUGCUUUCCUGCCAUAUGAGGACAUUAAGACUAACAGCACAGUGUUCUACUGGCCCGACCACAUCCAGACCAUCUUUGAGGUAUGUCGGAACCGUCUCAUGUCACGUCGGGAGCAGGCUGAAGACGAGCUCAAGAAGCGUGUCCAUAGGUACGAGGAGAAGCUCAACGAGUAUGGCCGAGACGUAGACUCGUUCCGCAAGAAGGAACUCCGUGGAAAGAUGCUGAGCCUGGAUGAGAUGAAGACCAAUGUGGACAAGCUGUCUGAGAUCCAGCAGCAGCUGGACGCGGCUCGGGAUGAGCUGGAGGGUCUGAAUGUGGAGGAGGAGCUCCUGGAGUGGCAGCCCAGCCAGUUCCCACAGCUGCAGCAGAUGUUUGUCAACAAGCAGCCCUACGACAGCCUCUGGAACACCGCCCUCAACUUUCACACCAAGUAUGAGGAGUGGCUCAAUGGUCCAUUCUUGGAGCUGAAUGCUGAGGUGGUAACGGAGGAAGUGGACUCCAUGUUCCGUACCAUGUACAAGCUCUCUAGGAGCUUCUCAGAUCAGCCUGGUCCGCAGAGGAUAUCCAACAAUGUCAAAGGAAAGAUUGACAAGUUCAAAGCGCAUCUUCCUCUUCUGGGUAUCAUCUGUAACCCCGGUAUCAGGGGUCGCCACUGGACUAGGAUGAGUGACAUUGUUGGCUUUGAGCUCCAGCCUAAGAAUGAUACAUCCCUGCUUCAGAUGCUGGAACUUGGCCUAACAAAAUGGAGUGACCAACUUGAAGAAGUUGGAGCAGCUGCCAGCAAGGAGUACUCCCUUGAGAAGGCCAUGGAGAAGAUGAAGUUUGAAUGGCAAGAUAUCGCAUUUGAAUUCUUACCAUACAGAGACACUGGGGUAUCCAUCUUAUCAAGUAUUGAUGACAUCCAGCUUCUCCUUGAUGAUCAUAUUGUCAAGGUCCAGACCAUGAGGGGAUCUCCCUUUGUCAAACCAUUCGAGAAUGAAGUCAAGGAAUGGGAAGAGAAGUUGGUGACCAUGCAGGACAUCCUUGAUUCCUGGCUCAAGUGCCAAGCCACCUGGCUCUACCUAGAACCCAUCUUCAGCUCCGAAGACAUCAUCGCCCAGAUGCCUGAAGAGGGUCGCAAGUUUGGCAUCGUCGAUAGCUACUGGAGGGACAUCAUGACAGAAGCUGUGAAAGACAACAAAGCCUUGGUGUGUACAGGUCAACCCAACAUGUUGGGAAGACUACAGGAGUCUAACAUUCUCCUGGAGGAGAUUCAGAAGGGUCUCAAUGACUACCUGGAGAAGAAACGACUCUACUUCCCAAGGUUGUUCUUCUUGUCCAACGAUGAACUGCUUGAGAUCUUGUCCGAGACCAAAGACCCUCUGCGUGUUCAGCCGCAUCUCAAGAAGUGCUUUGAAGGUAUCUCUACCUUGGAGUUCACUGAACAGCAGGAGAUUGUAGGGAUGAUCAGCGCGGAGAAAGAAAUGGUUCCUUUCUCGCAGAAAGUCUACCCAGCUAAGGCCAGGGGUAUGGUAGAGAAGUGGUUGUUACAGGUUGAAGAGACGAUGAUGUCCAGCGUCACCAAGGUAUGCAAGGACGGCGUGGCAGCGUACGCCUCAAACCCAAGGAACAAGUGGGUCCUGGAAUGGCCUGGUCAGGUGGUCAUCUGUGUCUCUCAGACCUUCUGGACUGAUGAGGUAGCCAAGGCUAUCAAGGAACCAGGUGGACUCAAGAAAUACACAGAGCUGAGCAAUGUGUAUUUGAAGGAGAUUGUAGAUCUUGUGAGAGGCAAGUUAGAGAAGGGACACAGAACCACCCUAGGGGCUCUCACUGUCAUUGAUGUUCACGCCCGUGACUUGGUACAGAGCUUUGAUGAGAUGGGUGUACAGAGUGUGAAUGACUUCAACUGGCUCAGUCAGCUGAGGUACUACUUCAACGGUGAAACCAUCAACGUACAGAUGAUCACUACAGAAUUACCCUAUGGAUACGAGUACCUGGGUAACUCAGGACGUCUGGUUAUCACUCCGCUCACUGAUCGGUGUUACAGGACCUUGAUGGGUGCCCUGAAGCUGAAUCUUGGAGGAGCCCCUGAGGGUCCAGCCGGUACGGGAAAGACAGAGACCAGUAAGGAUUUGGCCAAAGCUGUCGCUAAACAGUGUGUGGUGUUCAACUGCUCGGAUGGUCUGGACUACAAGGCCAUGGGCAAGUUCUUCAAGGGUCUAGCCCAAGCCGGUGCCUGGGCUUGCUUUGAUGAGUUCAAUCGUAUUGAGCUGGAGGUGUUGUCUGUGGUAGCUCAGCAGAUCCAGAGCAUCCAACGUGCCAUCCAGACCUUCCAGAAGAAGUUCAUGUUUGAGGGGACAGAGUUGACCCUUAACCCCACUUGUACUAUGUUCAUCACCAUGAACCCUGGCUACGCUGGUCGGUCAGAUCUUCCUGAUAACUUGAAGGUUCUGUUCCGAACUGUUGCUAUGAUGGUGCCCGACUACGCCCUGAUCGGCGAGAUCUCUCUCUACUCCAUGGGUUUUGUGGAUGCUCGUAGCUUGGCAGGAAAGAUCGUUGCCACCUAUCGUCUAUGCUCCGAGCUUCUCUCCUCGCAGCAUCACUACGACUACGGGAUGCGUGCGGUCAAGUCCGUACUGACCGCUGCAGGAAACCUGAAGCUCAAGUACUCUGAUGAAGAUGAGAGCGUGCUGGUCUUGAGGGCCAUCAAGGAUGUCAAUCUACCAAAGUUCUUAGCACAGGAUGUGCCUCUGUUUGAAGGCAUCAUUGGUGAUCUGUUCCCUGGAACUAUCCUUCCAGAGCCUGACUAUGUGGUCUUCUUAGAAGCACUCAAAGAGAACAUCACCAAGCUCAAGCUACAGCCGGUACCAUGGUUCAUCACCAAGAUCAUUGAGGUGUAUGAGAUGAUGUUGGUUCGUCACGGCUUCAUGAUCGUGGGUGACCCUAUGGGGGGUAAGUCCAGCGCCUACCGGGUGUUGGCAGGUUCCUUGGGGGACCUCCACGCUGCCAAUCUAAUGGAUGAAUUCAAGGUUCUCAUGACCAUCAUCAACCCUAAGAGUAUCACCAUGGGGCAGCUCUAUGGUGCUUUUGAUCCAGUGUCUCAUGAAUGGACAGACGGUGUUCUGGCCAACUCCUUCAGAGAGCAGGCAGCAUCCACCACAGAAGAUAGGAAGUGGCUUGUCUUUGAUGGUCCUGUAGACGCUGUUUGGAUUGAAAACAUGAACACCGUACUGGAUGAUAACAAAAAGCUGUGCCUGAUGAGUGGUGAGAUCGUUCAGAUGAGCAACAAGCAGAACCUCAUCUUUGAGGCUGAGGACCUGGAGCAGGCGUCUCCAGCCACGGUGUCCCGCUGCGGUAUGAUCUUCAUGGAGCCUCAUCAGCUGGGCUGGAAACCUCUCAAGGCCUCGUACAUGGAUGAGCUACCGGCCUGCCUGACGGAGGAACACAGGGAGCUUGUCAAUGAUCUCUUUGAAUGGCUCAUUGAUCCAUGCUUAGAAUUCUUGCGUCAUGAGUGCAAGCUGUUUGUGGAAACAUCGCCGAUCCAUCUUGCAUUCUCUCUGAUGAGACUCUUUACAUGUCUCUUAGAUGAGAUAGCUGCUUCUGGCUCAGAAGGUUCAGAAAUGAGUAGUCAACAGAUCACUCUGUGGCUUCAGGGUCUGUUCCUGUUCUGCGUGGUGUGGAGCAUCGGUGGGACCAUGAAGGGAGACAGCAGGAAGAAGUUUGAUCAGUUCUUCCGUCUCCUCAUCAGCGGAACGCACCCGGAUCAUCCAAAACCAAAGAGUAUCAAGAUCACCAAGAGCAAUUCGUUCCCCGAGAGAGGGUUGAUAUAUGACUACUACUUCCAUAAGGCUGCCAGCGGUCAAUGGAAUGAUUGGAUGACAUACCUAGACAAGUCCAAAAUUGAUAUUCCAGCCGGAGCUAAGGUGAGUGAUUUGAUCAUCCAAACCAACGAGACGGUUCGUCAGAUCUUCUUCAUGGACGCCUAUAUCUCUCAUGAGGUACCGCUUCUCUUUGUGGGUCCUACCGGUACGGGAAAAUCAGCCAUCGCCAAUGAUCAACUCAUUGGCAUGCCAAAGGAUAGGUAUGUUGCCAAUACCAUCAACUUCUCAGCCAGAACCUCAGCAAACCAGACACAAGACAUCAUCAUGUCCAAACUUGACAGGCGUCGCAAAGGAGUAUACGGUCCACCCAUGGGUAAGAAGUGUGUUGUGUUUGUAGAUGAUCUUAACAUGCCAGCUAAAGAGAUCUACGGAGCUCAGCCACCCAUUGAAUUACUCAGACAGUGGAUCGAUCACAAGCAUUGGUAUGACAAGAAGGAUACGUCCAAGCUGGAGAUCGUUGAUGCACUUCUCCUCUCUGCAAUGGGACCCCCUGGGGGAGGUAGGAAUCACAUCACCGGUCGCUUCACAAGACAUUAUAACAUCAUCUCCAUCGACUCGUUUGACGAUGAGACUAUGGUCAAGAUCUUCACAUCUAUCGGUGACUGGCAUUUCGCUCAAGGCUUCGAUGGCGCUUUCGCCCGACUUGGAAAGAUCAUGGUUCAAGCCACUCUGGGUGUGUACAAAGAAGCCAUCACAAACUUCCUACCGACACCUUCCAAGUCUCACUAUGUGUUCAACCUUCGUGACUUUGCCCGUGUGAUCCGUGGAGUGCUUCUCGUUCCAUCGACAGUCAUGAAGGAGGAUGACAAGGACAAGCUCAUUCGGCUUUGGAUUCAUGAGAUCUAUCGAGUCUUCUAUGACAGAUUGAUUGAUGACAAAGACAGAAUCACAUUCUUUGAGAUUGUGAAAGAAACCACACAGUCUAUGUUUAAGCAGAGCAUGGAUAAAGUCUUGAGUCAUCUCACUCCAUCUGGAAAACUCAUCGAUGAUAAUAUCAGAUCUUUGUUCUUUGGAGACUUUGGCAACCCUGACUCUGACGAUAAAACGUACAAUGAGAUCACUAACAUCAAAGAGCUGACAGGGACCAUGGAGUUUUACCUGAGCGAGUUCAACCAGAUCAGUAAGGCACCCAUGUCACUUGUCAUGUUCAAGUUUGCUAUCGAGCACAUCUCUAGGGUCAGUCGUGUUCUCAAACAAGACAAUGGACAUGCUCUCCUAAUCGGUAUCGGUGGCAGUGGACGUCAGAGUGCCACCAAGCUGGCUACGUCUAUGGCAGAUUUUGAGCUCUUUCAGAUUGAAAUUACCAAGAAUUACACACAUAAUGAAUGGAGAGAAGACUUAAAAAAGCUUCUGUUGAAGACCGGUGCAGAGGGCAAACAGACUACGUUCCUGUUCAGUGACAACCAGAUCAAAGACGAGUCGUUUGUUGAAGACAUCAACAUGAUCCUGAACACCGGGGAUGUCCCUAAUCUCUACCCUGCCGAUGAAAAAGCUGAAAUUAUUGAGAAGAUGCAGGCAGUGGCUAGAACUGAGGGUAAAAAGAUAGAAGCUACACCUCUUGCCAUGUAUAACUACUUUAUUGAGAGAGUACGUAAACAUCUUCACGUGGUCCUGGCCAUGAGUCCGAUAGGAGAUGCCUUCAGGAAUAGACUGAGGAUGUUCCCUUCUCUCAUCAACUGCUGUACUAUUGACUGGUUCCAGGCGUGGCCAGAAGAUGCCUUGGAGAUGGUCGCUGAGAAGUUCUUUGAAGACAUGGACCUUGAUGAUCAUGUCCGCAAGGAAUCUGUCGCCAUGUGCAAACACUUCCAUGAGAGCGUGCGCAUGAUGUCUGAAGAGUUUUUAAACACCCUGCGUCGUCACAACUAUGUGACCCCGACCAGCUACCUGGAGCUGAUCCUCACCUUUAAGAAGCUCUUCCAGCUGAAACGUGACGAGAUAGCCACCAUGAAGAACAGAUACGUGGUGGGUCUUGAGAAGCUGGCCUUCGCUGCGUCCCAGGUCUCCGUCAUGCAGCAGGAGCUGACUGAUCUCCAGCCGGAGCUCAUCAAGACCUCCGAGGAGACGGUCAUUCUCAUGGAGAAGAUUGAGCAGGAUACAGUGGAGGUGGAGGCACAGAAAGAGGUCGUAGCAGCAGAUGAAGCCGUAGCCAAUGCUGCAGCUGGUGUAGCACAGGGGAUCAAGUCUGACUGUGAAGCAGACCUUGCUGAAGCUAUCCCUGCCUUGGAAGCUUCUCUUUCUGCUCUCAACACUCUCAAACCCAGUGACAUCUCUAUGGUCAAAUCUAUGAAGAACCCUCCUGGUGGUGUGAGGCUUGUGUUGGAGUCGGUGUGCGUGAUGCGUUCAGUCAAACCGGAGCGUAAGCCUGACCCCAACGGCAGCGGUAAGAUGGUGGAGGACUUCUGGGGACCCUCCCAGAAGCUUCUGGGAGACAUGAAGUUCCUGGAAAUCCUCAAGCAAUAUGACAAGGACAACAUCGCUCCUGCUAUCAUGAAAAAGAUCCGGGAUAAGUACAUACCAAACCCAGAUUUCAAGCCCGAAGUUAUCAAGAACAUCUCCACUGCUUGUGAAGGUCUUUGCAAGUGGGUCCGGGCUAUGGACGUCUAUGAUCGUGUGGCCAAGGUGGUAGGACCUAAGAAACAGAAGCUUGCCGAAGCUGAGGCGGAGCUGGCCAUCCAGAUGGAGAAGCUUAACACCAAACGAGCUCAGCUCAAGGAGGUCUCUGACAAGCUCCAGGCCCUCAACGACGAGCUGGAGCGCAUGGUUGACAAGAAGCAGGACCUGGAGGCAAACAUCGAGCUCUGCUCUCAGAAGCUUGACCGUGCAGAGAAGCUGAUCGGUGGUCUGGGAGGAGAAAAGGAUCGGUGGGAGUUGGCAGCUAAUCUUCUAGGUCAGAAGUUUAUCUCUAUCACCGGUGAUGUCUUGAUAUCAGCUGGUGUGGUAGCAUACCUAGGAACCUUCACCGUGGACUACAGACAGAAAGCUACUGAUGAAUGGCUGAAGCUUUGUCAAGAGAAGAAGAUCCCAUGUUCUGAGACGUUCUCACUGAGUGCUACAUUAGGUGAACCUGUGAAGAUCCGAGCAUGGAACAUUGCUGGUCUCCCUGUAGACUCCUUCUCUAUUGAUAAUGGUAUCAUUGUAUCCAACUCAAGGAGAUGGCCCCUCAUGAUUGACCCUCAGGGUCAAGCUAAUAAAUGGGUGAAGAACAUGGAGAAAGCCAACCAGCUGUCCAUCAUCAAGCUCUCUGAUCCCAACUAUGUAAGAACCCUAGAGAACAGCAUCCAGUUUGGUAAACCAGUCCUCUUGGAGAACGUCGGAGAGGAGUUGGACCCUCUCCUCGAAUCCAUCCUUCUUAAACAGACCUUCAAAGUAUCAGGUGUCUUGUCCAUUCGCCUUGGUGAGAAUGUGAUUGAAUGGUCACCAGACUUCAGGUUCUACAUCACUACAUCCCUGAGAAACCCUCAUUAUCUACCUGAGAUCUCAGUCAAGGUUGCGUUGGUAAACUUCAUGAUCACACCCCUGGGUCUCCAAGACCAGCUCCUUGGUCUGGUAGCAGCCAAGGAGAAACCCGAGCUGGAAGAGAAGAAGAACCAACUGAUCGUAGAGAGCGCCAGCAACAAGAAACAACUGAAGGAGAUUGAGGACAGUAUCUUGGAGAUCCUCUCGUCUUCGGAGGGGAACAUUCUGGAGGACGAGACGGCCAUCAAGGUCCUGUCCUCAUCCAAGACCCUCUCGGAGGAGAUCUCUGCUAAACAGGAAAUUGCUUCAGCGACUGAGAAGGAAAUUGAUGAGACAAGGAAUGGCUACCACCCUGUGGCUGUCCAUUCUGCAACACUCUUCUUCUGCAUAUCAGAACUGGCCAACAUUGAACCUAUGUACCAGUACUCGCUCACUUGGUUUAUAAACCUGUACAUUCAGUCCAUCCAGAACAGUCGCAAGUCCACUGUCCUUCAGGAGCGUAUUGAUAAUCUCAACGAUCACUUCACCGACAGCAUCUAUAAGAACGUCUGCAGAUCUCUCUUUGAGAAAGAUAAACUUCUCUUCUCAACCAUCCUGGCUGUUGGCAUCAUGACUAGCAAGGGUAAAGUUGACGAUACUGAGUGGCGAUUCCUGUUGACGGGAGGCGUGGCCUUAGAGAACCCUUACCCUAACCCCUGCCCUGAUUGGUUGACUGAUAGAGCAUGGGCAGAGAUCGUUAGGGCUUCUGAUCUAAAGAGCCUAGAUGGACUCAGGCAAAAUGUGAAGACCAACUGUGAUGCUUGGAAAGAAGUCUACGAUUCAGCCGCUCCUCAAGAACAGAGCUACCCCGCCCCUUACGACAUGGUGACAGGUAUGCCAAAAAUGAUCAUCCUCCGCGCCCUCAGACCCGACAAGAUGGUACCCGCUGUCCAAAACUACAUCGUGGACCAACUCGGUCGCAACUACAUCGAGCCUCCCACCUUUGACCUCGCAGGCAGCUUCGCGGACUCCCACUGCUGCGCCCCUCUGGUGUUUGUGCUCUCCCCUGGAGCUGACCCUAUGGCCGGUCUGCUGAAGUACGCCGAUGAUAACGGGUACGGUGGCCCACGCAUCAGCACCAUCUCACUCGGGCAGGGCCAAGGUCCCAUCGCUGAGAAGAUGAUCGAACAUGCCCGGGAAGCGGGUACAUGGGUGGUUCUACAGAACUGUCACUUGGCGACAAGCUGGAUGCCAAGGCUGGAGUUUAUCUGUGAGGAGGUGUUGAUACCAGAGAAUGUGCAUAGUGAUUUCAGACUGUGGUUGACCAGUUACCCGUCGGAUGCCUUCCCUGUAUCCAUCCUCCAGAAUGGUGUAAAGAUGACCAAUGAACCCCCUAAAGGAUUGAGAGCCAACCUCACCAGAUCGUACCUGAAUGAUCCCAUCUCAGAUCCAAGCUUCUUUGAAGGAUGCAACAAGCCUGUGGUCUGGCAGAAGCUUCUAUUCAGUCUGUGUUUCUUCCAUGCCCUGACCCAAGAGAGAAGAAAGUUUGGUCCUCUUGGUUGGAACAUCCCUUAUGAGUUCAAUGAAUCGGAUCUUAGGAUCAGUAUGACACAGCUCAAGAUGUUCUUGAAUAACUACGAUGACACCCCAUACGAUGCCCUGAUCUACCUGACCGGGGAAUGUAACUAUGGUGGACGUGUGACGGACGACAAGGACAGACGUCUUCUCAUGUCUCUCCUGUCCAAGUUCUACACACCAGAGGUCACGGAGCAAGAUAAAUUCACAUUCUCAGACAGCGGUAUGUACUACUGUCCUCUGCAUGGUGACUAUGAGAGCUAUGUGGAGUACCUGCGUGGUCUACCUCUCAUACCCCACCCUGAGGUGUUUGGACUUCAUGAGAAUGCUGACAUCACAAAGGACAACCAAGAAACACAACAGUUAUUUGAUGGGAUCUUGUGUACCCUACCCCGUCAGGCCGGAGAAGGGGGCAAGUCACCCGCUGAACAGAUCCAGGAUCUUGCUAAUGAUAUCCUCUCCAAGCUACCUCCAAACUUUGAUAUGGAGAUGGUGAUCAAGAAGUACCCUGUGACCUAUGAGGAGUCUAUGAACACUGUCCUGAGGCAGGAGCUGAUCCGUUUCAACCGCCUCACCACCGUGGUCCGUGCCAGUCUGCAGAAUAUCCAGAAGGCCAUCAAGGGUCUGGUGGUGAUGUCUUCGGAGCUUGAGGAUGUCUUUGACUGCAUGCUGGUGGGCAAGGUACCUCCUAUGUGGGCUGCCAAGAGUUACCCUUCCCUCAAACCCAUGGGUAGCUACAUCAAUGAUCUCCUGGCCAGAUUAAAGUUCUUCAAUGACUGGAUUGCACAUGGUGCCCCUGAUGUAUUCUGGGUGUCUGGAUUCUAUUUCACACAUUCCUUCCUCACUGGUGUGAGUCAGAACUAUGCCAGAAAGUACACCAUUCCCAUAGACCAUCUUGGAUUCCAGUUUGAAGUGACUGACUUUGAAGACUCUGUCAGUGCCAGGCCUGAGGAUGGGGCUUUCAUCAAGGGUCUGUUCUUAGAGGGAUGUCGUUGGGAUCGUCCUACCAAGGUCCUCUCUGAAUCCCUCCCCAAGACACUCUUCGACACCAUCCCUAUCAUCUGGAUGAAGCCUGGUCGCAAGGCAGACUUCAAACCUUCCUCCAUCUACAACACGCCCGUCUACAAGACCAGCGCUAGGCGUGGCACCCUCUCCACCACCGGUCAUUCCACCAACUUUGUGAUGUGGAUGGAGCUGCCGUCGGAUAAGACCCAGAGGCACUGGACCAAUAGGGGCGUGGCUGCUCUCUGCCAGCUGGAUGAUUAGUAACCAUGGUGAUCAUGCAUUUACAGGAAUAAUCAAGAGCAUCUAUUAGAUACUGCAAUAAGCCAAUUGGUUAUUAGAGAACAAACAACAUUAAAUAAUAAUAAUGCUGAAAUGAGACAGCGAUCAAUAGUACAUAAAGCAAUAGAUGAUGAUACAGGUGUUUGCCUGCCGUGUUUUAGAGUGUCAAUGGACCAAACAUGUACAGCUACAACAAUCAGAUAUACAGAUGGUUAGAUAUGGCAGUAAAUUGUUCUAAUGUCAUUUCAUAUGUGAAAGCAUCCCUAGCAUCACUUAUGAUUACAUGUAAGACAAAAAUAGAUAAUUGUGUGCCCUCAGCCAUCUUAAAUUUCAUUUAUAUUGAAGUGGAAAUGUGGAUAGUUAUAAAAUAGAGUUAAAAAUCAAUUUAUGAAUGAAGAUGUUUCAUCUUCUGACUUGUGAACAGAUAAUGAUGGAUUAAUAAAGAAUUGAAAUUGGAUGAAAAAUAUUGCUUGUUCUGUAUGAAAUUGUUUUUAAUUUAUGCUAAUUAUUUGACAGUUACAUGUAUGUGUUGUAUGUCUUUUACAGUGAAAUGCUUUCAUGCUCAAAUCAUCAAUGACACACUAAGUAUUGUUAGUAAACAUUUGAUGUUUUAUAAAUAGGAAUUUAAAUAAGCGACAUUUCUUUUCUGUUUGUCUUAAAUUUGUGUAAGAAUUCUUUAUUUUUGUACAUGUAAUAAUGAAUUGGCUUAAAUAUCAGUAUAUGUCUCACCUAAUGUCUCGUAAAUGUGAAUUAGUUCCAAAUGGGAUUGUUAGAUAUGCAUUGAUGUGAAAAUAUGAACAAAUUCUAUGUUUACAUAAUGUAUAUAUUUUCUAAUUUAUAUAUUUUUCUUACAUAAAUGUUAUAUACAUGUAUGUACAUUUUUCAUACCUGAGUCAAAUAGACAAGUGAUAUAUCAUAGUGAUUGCAGUGAAUACUGAUUUAUUUGAAAUAUGUUAGGACUUCAGUUUUGUGGCCUGUAUUUCCACUUAAUUUUCAAAUGAAAUCAAUAGUUGAUUUUAUGUGAAAUGUAAAUACCCAUAUUAUAGAUUUGAGAUUGAAAGGUUUCAUUGAAAACUUGAUAUUGUUUUGCACAUCUGUAUUGAUUCCCCAUAUUGCUUUCAAACCCCCAAAUUUGAUCAAACCUUGAAAAGGAACUAUGCAAUUAUAUUUUACAAAAUUCAACUGAAGAAAAAAAAUGAUAUUACAAAUUCUUUCAUUCAUCAUUGCCCGAAGCAGCUUCAUCAGUAUAAAGAUAAAUAAUGAAUUAUAUCAAUAUUACAAGAGUAUUCAAAGAAAAAUAUUAUAUGUGCCUUUACCAACUAUCUUACAUUAACUUCUUGAUCUUUUUUUCUGAAAUCUGUAUAAGUCCUGUAUAAAAUCUGAUUGAAAAUGUAUAUAAAGUUGAUGGCUUAUAAAUAGAAAGUAUAUCAUAAUGUUUACAAGAAUGAUAUGGGAGAUAUCAGAUUGUAUUAUAGAAUAAUUGUUAGAAUCAGUGAUUUGCAAGGGUUUCCAAUCAUACUACAAAGAUUUGAUAAUUGGAGGUGAGAGAAGCAGAACAGAAUAUUUGGAUAUUUAUCAAAAUUGCGGUUUUCUUGCUUUGUUGGUUGGUGUGGAAGUCUUGCCUGAUUCUAGAAUGAGCGUCAAGUUAUAUAUUUAAAGUGUUUUCUAUAAACGUUCUUGAUUCUGUCAUAUGUGUACUUGAAUUGUGAUGGCCAGUCAUGAAAAACUAUUUUGGAAAAAAAAUGUUAUUUCUGUUGUUAAUAGACUUUGGGUUAGUUAUAAUAGACCAUUCAACAUAAUACCGAGUAGAUGUUUCUCCACUAACAUAUUGACAAGUCCAUUUCAUGCAGUCAUAGUUUUUGCAAAGUCAGACUGACCUCUGAAAACUAUUUGAGGUUACUUUGCAAUGGGAAUAUAGAUACAAAUAAAUCUUAUGAUGGAGAAGAUGUUUUCAUAUGCGUACAAGUAUAUGUUGAUGCAGAUGAUCAUAAAUUUUAACAUACAUCAGAGUUUUAAAGUUAGUACUUGUGCAUGUGUAUACAUGUUUGUAUGAUGUGUAUAAUGUCGAGAGUAGCAUCACAUAUACAGACAAUUACUCUUGUCUGUUAUAUCAUAGUGUAAUUAUUUUUUUCUUCAUUUUUUUAUUAAUAUUUUUUUAUUAAUAUUUUUUUUUUUUUGUAGGGGGGGGGGUGGCUUUUGGUUCAAGGAGAGCUCUCAUCUUUUGGAAUGAAAUGAAGAUAAGAUCCUUUGUAUUGAGCAAGCAUAUAUAUAUAUAUAUAUAUAUAUAUAUAUAAAGAAAUGUGACAUUUGUGUGAAGAUCUUGCAUUCUGGAGUAGUAUUGAUCAAACAUUCCUACACUCCUCUUGGUUUCAUACACCAAAACAUGUAAAUAGAACAUUGUACAUACGUGAUGAAAUACUUCUAUAAUUGACAUUUUAUUUAUGAGAAACGAUGUAUAUUGUUGGCAGUAGAUCAGCUGGAACAAAAUGUACAUAAGAUAAUUUGAUGAAUUGUGUGUGUGCCUUUAUCUAGUAUUUAAUAUUAUGAAGCAUAGUUGGAUAGAUUUGGCUAUUUUUGCACCUGAAUCUUUUUCUUCAAUAUUCCGUCCUCUAAGGUAUCACCUUGACAGUCUAAGUGAGCUCUUGGAACAAAAAAUGCUGUGAAAUGAUCAAAUAAUUUCCAAUUUUCAAAAAGCUAUUUUUAUUGCAGAUUGUAUUCCUACCGCCGCAAUAUAUUAUUGAUGUGUGUUUCUAUGCAAAAUAAAUCUUGUAUAUGCUGGUUUUUGUGCCUUUGGUAUGGUUGAAUAAGCUACAAUAAAAAUUGAACAUAACACA
Strongylocentrotus purpuratus (purple sea urchin) is the source of this 15468-nucleotide messenger RNA. RefSeq names its product dynein heavy chain 3, axonemal (gene dnah3). Gene Ontology annotation, cellular component: dynein complex. The transcript is spliced from 69 exons. Gene Ontology annotation, biological process: microtubule-based movement. The record is from RefSeq and is a predicted model, not a curated record. Gene Ontology annotation, molecular function: ATP binding; dynein intermediate chain binding; ATP hydrolysis activity. The coding region runs from base 389 to 12616 and encodes 4075 amino acids. NCBI's taxonomy places the organism in Eukaryota, Metazoa, Echinodermata, Echinoidea, Camarodonta, Strongylocentrotidae.